This is a messenger RNA of Paramuricea clavata, 24755 nucleotides long. The record is from the annotation of a GenBank genome assembly. Lineage: Eukaryota; Metazoa; Cnidaria; Anthozoa; Malacalcyonacea; Plexauridae.
AUGUAUGGACUAUGGUGGCAAUUGACUUUUUUCAGAUGUUUAAAACUGGAAUUGAAAAGAGAAAAAAUUAUACAAAUAUUCAAACUGGUCCAAGUGUCUAUUAUUACCUUAUUGAUGUUUCGAUUAAGUUUGGUGAGUAUACGGAUACUGCAUAUUUCAUUUAUAGCUACAGAGCAAUUGAAAUGUAGAGUAUGAUACCGAUAAUAGUUGGAUAUUUAAGAUGGCAGUGGAAAACGACCAAAACAAUAUGGCAGCGCCUUCGGCCAUGUUCGCAGGUUUAAAGGAAACAACUUUUAAAAUAUAAAGAAGAAAUAUGUUAAUAUUUUCAUAUCAAACAAUUUCACCGUCGUCAAACCAUUUCACCGUUGUCAAACCAUUUCCCCGUUUUCGGCUACUGCAAAUGGCCAAAUGGCCAAAUUGAAAUAAGUCAUUAUGUCAUCUAUUUUAUCACAGGAAAAGUUGUAAUACAAUCGCAAGUGUCAUGCUUUGAUACGCUGCAUCAUGCCGUGUAGGUUCAUAGUCUGUUGUAUUCAUGUCUAGUAACGAAAUAUCUAUUUUUAUCAGUUUCAUUUUUUCACUCUCUCGGCUGUAAAUCAGCUUUGAGCUGCAAACCAGCUGGAACCGGAUCUGAAAAACCUGAUUCUGCCCAGUACUAUUUUUAGUCAACAUUUAUGAUGUCCGAGAAUGUGGUCAGAUAAUGUCGUCUACUUCAUGCGUACUAAACUAUGUUUUAAUGUUGUCUUGAUCUAUACAUGCAGGUUCUGUACACUGGUGAGAUUGACAGAGGUGUACAGAAGAAUAUCCCAAGAUUCCUUGUGGCCUUACAAGACAGGACUUAUCAUUUGGAAAUGGUUCAUUCUUAUGGAUUGUUCAGAAGGUAUAGUGAAUAAAAAUUCAUUUAUAUAUCCAAGAUUUUAAACAGACGUAAAGCACAAUGUCAACGAGGUUGAUUGAUGGAUCUAUUUACCUGAAUAAAGAUAUAGAAGUUCAUAUUUUCAGGUAGUUUAAUAGAUCCUUCAACCAAGCUCAUGAACUGCUCAUGAACUCUAGCAAUCAAAAACAUGUUAAGUCCCCUCAAAACUAAAAUAUCGCACAUGGGCAAACCAUCAGCCUUAACAUAUAAUUUCAUCAAAUCUGUGGUUUGAUAUUUUAGUAUGACUGGUGUUGGUGGUCGACCUGAAGUGAUUAUCAAAGGUGGUGAUACACCAACUGGACCAUGGAAGGUCAGAUUUCUUUCAAUUUAAGCACCAUGAUUUUAAUUGAGGGAGUCAUCCCAGGUAUAUAGCUUUCCAUAUACUUGUGGUCAUUUGGUUUGCAUGAUUCUUCGCCUGUUGACGUUCAGUACUGUAUUUAUACACACUUUUAUUAUUUAUUCUUAUAAAAUUAAUUUUGGGGCACAUUUGUUUUCUGAGACUUAAUUAUGUUCAUCCUUUUACUGGCGGGUUCUCAAUAAUUCUGGUUUACUUUUAACGGAAUCAGUGCAUGUGAUUUCAACAUCUUUGAAAAACGCUUUGUCAUGUUUGCCCUUUCUUUUAGCUGCAUGUAAUCCAAUUUACUGUUCAAUUGUUUGACUGUACAUGUGAAAAAUUAAAUUACGCUUGUCUUCACUACAUAAACGGCCCACGAGGCAUUGUUUGGUAUAUUAAGUGGUCGUACAGAGUUAGAGACAUUAAAAGGUGGUCGUUGCAUGGUCGUAUUAACGAUGUCUUCAGAUGAGAAAAAUACUUACAAUAGGUGUCGUUCGGGGAAAUGAAAGUUGGUCGUAUUAUCGGGAUGGUCGUAUUAACGAGGUGGUCGUAUGGCGGGGUUCCACUGUAUAUAUAGCAAAUGAUACGCGUAGCUUGAAUAUUCAUAGUUUAACCAGAAAAGUGACGAAUAGUUACAAACAUUUUUUUUUUAAUUUGACGCACGGUAGGUAUAGACUUUUAAUCAAAUGAGAAAAAUAUUUAUUUUGUCUAGGAGUUUGAUUUCCUGUACAAGCCUGGAAAUGUUAACACAAGACCUUCAUUUGUUGGUUUGUACACACAAUUUUUCGUCCACAUAUUGCUGUAUAGUUAGCUCUAUAGUUAAUUAACAAUUAGACAACGAAGCCGAGUUGUCUAUGAGCGAAUAGUCAACGAGGCGAAGCCGAGUUGACUAUUCGCCCAGAGACAACGAGGCUGAUUUGUCUAAUUGUUUUAGUAUAAACCACAUAUUAAAGAAACCUGAAUUUUUAAUUUGAUUUUUAUGUAAAAUAAUAACUUUUUAACGAAAUGAGCGUUUAAAUGGCUUCCUUCGGCCGAGUCUUUGGCGACAUUUCGCCUCGGCCUUGUUGACAACUACUCAAGUUGGAACUCCCAAAAAAGACUUGAAAAAUACUAUUUGUGAGUUUUAAAAAAGUUAAAAAACAUGUCGUAAAACAGUAUAAUAGUAAUUAAGGGGUCGUUAUACAAGCAAAGUUUGGCUAAUUAUAAAAGAAGGAAACAAGGCUUAAAAUGUCCAAAAUUUGAAACAAAGAAUGGCUUCCCGAAUUGUUACUAAAUAAUGUUUACGUUAAAAAGCAGAAUAAAAAUGCACGCUAAGGAACACGAAUGUCGUUAAAAUCUGUAAAAUAUCUGGAAAAAUAAAGAGGCAAACCAUUUCCAUCAUCUAGUAUACAUAUUCAAAAGUUUAGAUUAAAAUGUAAUCGAAAAACUCGAUGAUUAAAAAGGCUCAAAAAAGGCGAAAAACAAACUCGACCAAAAUCUCGACAUUUAAUUUUUACCGUAUAUGUGUCAGCAGUUUCCAAAAGUCUUUGUUGUUUGUAUGUAAUCCAGCCAUUUUGAUAAGCUUUUUCUCUUUAAAUGAAGCUUUUAAUACUUAAAAACGGCAAUGGACCUUUAACCUUAUAACUAAAAUUUUGAUCUUGACAAAAAUUUCAUCACAGCUUGAAAGAGCAUCACAAAAUUAGUAAUACUCCAAAGUUUCGUUACGAAAUGUUGUAAAAUGCGGAUAAUAUAGCCCUGCGAAGAUUGCAAUUUUCAGUCAUUUUAGAUUACAAACGGGAAAUUGAUACCAAAAUCGGGUGUUUGGAUCUUGUCUAGAUCAAAAUUUUAGUUAUAAGGUUAAAGGUCCAUUCACUCUCUCACCCUUUGCCGCUUGUUGCUACUACCCAGCGGGCAAAAUGACGUUUAUCCAACGUUGAAUCAACGUUGGAAAUGACCUUCCAGACGUUGGAUAGACGUUGAAAAAGGGUUGACUAUGCAAAUUGGAUCGACGUUACUGUUUCGACGUUGAAACAACGUUGAAAUUAGGUUGCCAAUCUCGUCAACCAUAAUUCAACGUUGAAUCCACGUUAAAACAACGUUGAGAUUGGUUCACCAAUCGACGUCGUACAUUUAACCAUGAAUGAACGUUAAUUCAACGUCUGUUGGCUGCUGUUGAACCAAUGUUUUGUAAAACAACGUCAGAGCAACGUUGAUAUUAGGUUGUCGACGUCGCAACCUUUUUUCUACCAAAUUUCAACGUUGAAACAUCGUCGUGUGCCCGGUGGGUAGUAGGCUAUCACUAAUAGCCUACUAGUAGCGUAGCCAAUCAGAACGCACGAAAUCUGAUAGCCUACUAGUAGGUUUAUACUAAUAAUCGAUAUUCCGGGCGGAAUACGGAGUUUUGUUUAAAAUAUUAGAGCCCAGGGGUCGGUUGUAUUAUAAAACUCUUAUAAAGCAUGGAUAGUUUGGGAUCUACUAGUAUUUAUACCACUAAAAUUAUUUUGAAAAGUAAAAUUAUUUUGUAGAGAAAUCAACCAUGCAUAAAAUCAUUCAUGCGUUUAAAAAAUUGUGUAUGAACUGCUAAUACGGCAGAAAGUCCACGUUUCAGGGGUCGCGCGUUGGACUUAUAGUGUACAUCAAACUGUCUGGUACUUUGAUAGUUCAUAAACCACCUUCCAAAUUUGCGCCCUAUGAAUUAAAAUUGUGUUUUAGGCCUUUCCUUUUUGUGCGCAAGCCAUGGUUGGUUUUUAGUGUGAAGUUUCACUUCACACUAUUGUGAUGGUGGCGAAAAUUCACACGAAUCAGUCAGUCAGUCAGUCAGUCAGUCAUAGAGUAAACUUUCCGGGGGGGGGGUGUACGAUUUAUGUUCGUAGUGAUUUAUUGUACUUGGUCAGUACUUUGAAGGUUAUUCAGGCAAUUUCAGUUGUCUUAUUUAAAUAUUCUUUUCUCCUUUUGCCAUGCAAGUUCACAAAAAUUUCGAGGAAUCGCUUUCGUUAUUGUAAUUUUUUUGUAAAUUUUGUAUCAUUCGCUUCUCAUGUUGUGUAAAGGAUCUUUACCCCGGAACACCCGAUUUUUUCUUUAGUAGCGCAAAUGCGCUAUCAAGCCGUAGAUCACGAUGGCGUGACGAUGUGCUAUAAACAUUUCAGACAUGAAUAUUGAGUAAAUCUUUGAAAAUCUACGCAAUAUAUAAAUUGAUCUUAUGCAUUACGGGCAUUCAAUUAAGUGCCGAUAAUAUUUAGACGGUAUAUUCAUUACACAGAGCUAGGAAGGAGCUAGACCGCCUAGACAGUGCUUUUUUUCAAGUGUAUAAACAUUUCAGACGUAAAUAUUGAGUCGAAAAUCUUUGAGAUUCUAGGCAUUCAAUUGAGUGCCGAUAUUAUUUUCACGGUAUACUCAUUAUACAGAGGUACCGUACAUAGGAAGAAGCGAGACAGUAUUGUUUUCAAGUAUAUAAACAUUUCAGGACAUGAAUAUUGAGAAAAUCUUUGAGAUUCUACGCAAUAAUACAAUAUAUAAAUUGAUGUUAUGCAUUACCGGCAUUCAAUUAAGUGCCCAUCGAUAUUAUUUAGACCGUGUAUUCAUUAUACAUUGUCAUAUUGACUGUAUAAGGUGCUACAUCACAGAAUAGAUGGCUACACUCAGUACAAAGAGCGAAAAAUUGCAUCAGAUCAAUAAAGCGUAAACAACUAUCAAACAGAAGCGGGUGUUUGUACGAGCGUUUAUGAAUGUAACCCCCUCCGCCCACCAGGGUGGGGGUUAAUAGGGGAUUGGUAGGGGUUUAGAUCAGAAAACACUCCCAAGAAGGUGGGGGAUUUGAAGCUUUUAGAAUUUAUUUAUCCCCAGGGUAUGGGGAUUGGGUAGGGAUUAGUAAUCAAGUAACGGUUUAUCGUCUAGCUUGUAUUACUGUAUCUUAGUUUGCUUCGUGUGCUUUUUGUACUAAACUUUUUCAAAUGCAAUUCAUAGUAGUUCAUUGCAGUCCAUACAUAGUUAUUUGAAAUGUAAACUGUUUUAGCAGUGUUUAAUUAAAAACUCUUAAUUUACGGGCGAAGGCCCCAGGUACAGGGGACAUUUUUUUACAUUCGGAACCUUUGAUAGUCCUCAGGAUGUGGGGCAUUUGCGAAUAUUAGAACAAGGUCAAAGUCAAAUCCCCACCCUGUCCCGGGGUGGGGGAGGUCGGGGUUUACAUUGACUCAUGCAUUACGAAGAAAAUAACUUUGCGAGACUAAAUAAAUCAGUUGAGUCAGAGCUCCUUAUUUAAAGAAGAAAGACGAGGAGAUAGCCAUUGUGUUAUCGCCAACGUGUUAUAUCGCCAACAAGCUUUAUGCAAUAGAAGAAAAAAGCAAGGAGGUACAUGUAGCCAACGUGUACCGUCACGGACCUUGUUUACUGUCUAGCACAACGCCGUUGUCAACGGUGCAAACUCGUGUUCAGUGCAACGAUAACUCUACCAGAUCUUACGAGCAUCAAUCUGUAGUAUUCUGUACACAGAACUGUAUCAAAGCUUGUCAAAACCGCUUUAAACACUGCGAUAACUGUGAAACUAUUGAAAUCUAAAGUGACAUUAUUGAAUAUAUGCGAAAAGCUGAAAAUAUGACACAACGUGACACUGGGAAAAGUGAAAAGUCAAUAAGACUUGUUAUUGUGAAACAUGUCACAAAUUAGGUUAGAAUGCGGUAGCGGGUGGAGCGGAUCUACGGAACGGAUAUGUAGAUAAAAUACGGAACGGAUGAGGUUAUCCUCAUGUAACGACGUAGUGCUUAUUAUUCUUAACAUAUCUUAUACAGCUAUUUCAAUUAAAGUUUCAACUAAAAGGAUGAUGGGAAUAAUCAUAGUUUUAGAUAAGUGUAGCAUAUCAGUAGCCUCGUGGGGAUGCUUUUAGCGACAGCUGCAAAUGCAAAUGCAAAUGAAAAUUUAGAAUAUGCAAAAUUUGGUUGUUGGUGAAACAAUUUGAAUUUCGAAUUGUCGCGUGUAGCAUCACAAUAAAGAGAUAAAUAGUAUCAGUUUCACAAGGCACGUUUCUGAUGUGUUAGGCUUGUUUCAAACGUCACGCUACUCGUGUGCCUGUUUAUUUCGUAGCGUAAGCCAUCAGCUUUUCUAGGUUGUCGGCGACCCUAUAUAGUUCUUGCAGUAUCUUUUUCAAUUUGAAACUUCACAAUAUCCUUGGAUCCCUAGUUAAGAACAAGAGUGGUUUUUAAAAACAACCUUACCUGCUGACAGAGGUCUCUAUUUGUGCAAGAAAGCGAAUGAGAAGAGACUUCUGCCUAGGUCUGACACUUCCUUAGUCAUGAUCGUGAACGAGUUAAACCAGUUUGUAAAACAAGUUCUGAAACCGGUUUAGGGAAACGAAUAGUGCGCAUGCUCAGAGCUGAAUUACGCUGUAAUGACAUUUGGCCCGUAUGGUGUCAAAAUGGCAGCUUGCCCAGCGUGAUCAUUGUCAUUCUCAUUGUCAUGGAAAUUUUUGCACAUGCGCGACAGAAAACGUGUCAGAUAUAGGCAGAGGUCUCUUCUCCUUCGCUUUUCUGCACAAAUAGAGACCUCUGUCAGGGAAAAACAAUCCUCUUGCACUCGAAAAUUUGCGGAAUUUGCAGUUUAGCGGACAUUUUUUAACUCUGCAGGUUUUUGUAUACACCCUGUAUAUAUAAUUCUUACAUUCGUCUUGUAGAUAAUCGUCUCGAUAAUCGCCAUUCUCACCUCAAUAUUCACCAUAUUCGUCUCCAUAAUUGCCACAUUCUGCUCUUUUUUUGGCCAUAAUCUUCUCGUUAUCCGUUAUUUUUCGCACACGUUACAACACAGUAGGUCAAGCUGGUCAGUGGAAUAAUGAAUAUCUUUUGUAGACUUUAUCCAUGCAAAGCCGAGUUGACCUUCCAAAUUUACUCUGAUAUUUCUUUCUGUUUAGCUCCUCACCAACCUCGACUUGACUGGCAGAUGUGGUUUGCUUCAUUGGGCACUUAUGAUCGUAAACCGUGGUUUUUAAGCUUACUUCAUAAACUACUACUUGGAAAGUCUCCGGUGCUCGGUCUAUUGAAUGACGGGCAUUUUGAACACCAGCCGCCACAGUUUAUUAAAGUUGAUUUAUAUCGCUAUCAUUUUACCGAAAAUACCACCAGUUUUUGGAACGUUUUGUCGCAGAUGAGGUAUUUAUGCUGUCAUUAAUUCCUAAAUGAAUUGAAUUGUUCGACAAUUAAAGUGCCUAUAUGACACGAAAUUUCACCCCAAAGGUUUAUGGUUGCAUUGUAAAGAUCACUUAAAAUGACUUAAUAAUUUCUUUUAUAUAAUUUUGGUAACUUGCUCCCUUUUCAAGAUAUUCAACUUUGUUUCAUAUGCAAAUAUCGCUGGUGUGACAUCACAUCACAUAAUGAGUUUUCAGAAAAGUAUAAUUUUCUUGACGAAUACGUAUCUAAAAAACUUAAAAAUUGGGCUUGUAUAUGUAUUAAUUUCACAACUGGCAAUUAACCCUUUGUAUUUGUUUGUAAAAAUAUUUUAUCAAGGUAAAAUAUUGCGUUUUCAAAAUGUCAUGCGAUGUGAUGUCACACCGGUGAUAUUUGCAUAUGAAACAAAGUUGAAUAUCUUGCAAAGGAAGCAAGUUACCAAAAUUCUAUAAAAGAAAUUAUUAAGUCAUUUUAAGUGAUCUUUACAAUACAAUCAGAAACAUUUGGGGUAAAAUUUCGUGUCAUAGGUACUUUAAAAUAGAGCAAACAAAAGUGAGUUUCAAACAAUUUUUGAGCACUUUCACACGUAAAAGCUGGUACUUUGCAUGCUGAGGAGAAUUAGCUGUUCUUUCAUGAUUUUCGUUGCAUUUACUGCAUUUUAAUGUGUAAAAAGAAAUUUGAAUUGUAUCGCGGCAUUUGCUUAUAAAUCGAUAUCGGCUACAGUAAUACAGAACAAAAUACAGUAAAGAACAGACUAUACGACAGCCAAUUCAAAAGAAAUAGUGUUUAAUGAGGUGUUGUAUCCAAAAAAUUAUAAAAUUACUCACUUUUUAAAGAAUAGUAUCAUUACUAACGAGACAAUGUUGUCAAUGUUCUGUUCGUAUUCAAGCUGAUUUUCAGUGUGGAACUUGCAAGAUCGCCUUAAUAUUCGAUAUAUACAUUCUUCAUUUGAUCUUUGUUAUCAGUGAGAAAUCAUGGUGGAGCAGGGAAUAUGUCUCCGACUAUACUCCAUUUAUUAUAAACAGAAAUGACACCGAAUCUUUUGAAGCUCUUAUACAGAAACGUUUUAAACUGCUCAGGGUAAGUUGGAUCAGGGUCUUAAUUGAUUUCAAUUCACUAACUCAUGAUAGACUAAAAAUUGCAUUGUAUACUCAAUUGCAAUUAAGUCGACCUCGGUUAUGUAAAAAGUAAUACCAUGUAAGGUGCGACGAAUAUUUAUAAUAAAGUACCAAUAAUUUAUUGCUUUCCAUUGUCAUUUAGUUAAUUACUAACACUUUAUGUUGGAAUGCUGUAUUGAGAAUUUUCCAAAUAAUCGCCAAAUGUGUCACCAUAUUCGUCUUCCGAAUUUGUUCGCCAUAUUUCUCCACCUAGCUGUUCACUUUAUUCGUUUCCAUAUUCACCAGAAUCCUGUUCCAUACUCGCCCUACUCUUCUCAUAUUAUCAUAUUUUUCAGUUUUUAUGUUGAUUUUUCAAUACAGAGAAAUUUAUUGGGUGACAAGAAAUCUGUUUUAACUGUUGCGAAAUAUUUUCUUCAAGUUUCUUAAAAAUAUUUUCGAUUCAAGAACAAACGUAUGACACUCGAACAAACACAAUACAAUAUUAAUCUUGGGAUUAAUCUUGAGCUAUAUGUCAUUUUUAUAGACAGAUGUAUCGGACGAACCCACAUUUGGUUUACUCUAUUCAUUUGUGACCAACCUGCGCAGCCCACGUCAAGGUAGACUGGGCCCUAGUCUUAUAUUCACUUUGUUUUUUUCAUCCCUUGUUUUACUAAUUAGUAAAUUAUGGUGGAGGAGAUCCGGGCACAAGCAACUGUAAGUAUGACAGAAUUAUGUGCGUUUGUAAGAAUGGAUUUUACGAGAAUUGAUUAUUUACAUGAUUGUUCAUGUUGUAUAAGAAAACAUCGUGUCUGAAAAAUGGAAAUAUUAACCUGGACAAAAAUCACAAUGUUCGCUUUCUUAAAUAAUUUGUUACAUGCUUUAGUCCAAUAAAUUCAAAACUGUUCAAGCAUUAGUAAAUUCAAGCCAUAAACUCAGUGUAUUUACGUAUGCGAUAGAAAAGAUGAUUUGAAAAUUGAAUUUAAUUACAAUAUACACAUUACUACUAACAAAACUAGAAUUGAACGAAAUGCUUUUCGUGUAUUUAGGAUGAGAACAAAAAAAGUACUAAUAAACAACAGCAUUGUGUUUUUACUGUACUCCUUCGCUAGUUGUUGUGUGCUGUUCACAUGAUCUUUGCCACCCACAAAUGUCAGCCAAGGCCUGGUUGCAUGUGUGAGGGGUAUAGCCGUUUAGGGUUUUUAAAGUACUACCCCUCCCCCUUUUAGUUUAGUUUAGUUUAGCUUAGUUCCGUUGUGUCACAUGACCGGGAGUGAAGAGAGCAGCAUGCUCGAAGUUGAAAACGAUAGCCUUUGGGUGAAUAUUUAGUUUUAUAUUUUAAAGCGAAAUUAUGUGAAUAAAACAAGUUUAAUUUAACUUUCUGUCUUUCUUGACCGGUGUUACUAUUCGAUAGGAACACGGGUUACAUUUUGGCGAUCCUGCCAGGACCCACAAAGGGAUUUUAACGUUGAAAAUACUGUGCAAAGAUGUGGAUAUAUUUCGUUAAGGCGUGAGUACGGGUUUAUAUUCUGUCGUUUUAGUCGUAAAAAUACGGUUUUGAAGGCUUGUUAAAUGCGGAUUUUCUGUUGAAUGGGACGGUGUUGGUACUGGGAAGUAAAAAGAAUUCGAAAAAUUAAGUAAAAUUUGGUCGUGUUUGUAAGGGAUUUUUGCGUGUACGUUGUGUGAUCUUUUGAUACUUCGCUAUGACGGAAGCUGACGAGGAAAUUGAAGUGUUACAGCUGAAGCUAGAGUCGGAAAUUUGUGAUCUAACGAUGGAAGCACUCGUGGAAUUCGCGCAGCACGUAAAAGUAAAUACUGAAGGGUUAAGAAAAAUUCAAUUAUCAAAGGGAGUUCGUCAGAAAAUCGAAGCAAAUCUGGAGAAAUCGGGUGACAAGAAAGCUUUAGUUGAGGGCUAUAUUACGAUGGUGACACCCGAGCCACCACCAUUAGAAACUCCAGAUGAAACAAACGCAGUGAGCAAACGCAGGAAAAUGAGGACGGAGUACAAACGAGUAAAACUGAUUCGGAAACUGUCUGAAACCCCUCAAAAGAUCUGGUUGAUAAAUUAAAUGUUGAUUUGGUAAAAGCACUAAAGCGUGAUUUUAAGAUCAUCGGAGUAAUUGGUGGGGACAAACAAAGGGACAGCUUGUCUUUUGUCAGUCUGUCCAGACAGAUUGAAACUGGAAUUAAAUCAGGCUAUAAGGAGUCGGUGAUUGUCGAAGCAGUUAUUAGAGCUGUGAGUCCAAAUUUGAAGCGUCGCUCGUAUCUCGAGAUGAUAAACGAUAUGUCGAUCGUUAGCUCGUUUAAAGCAAAUCUUACGGGCCCACUUUAAAGAAAAACCUGGAACAGAAAUGUAUCAAGAAUUAACUUCACUGUGUCAAGGCCCAAAGGAGUCGGCACAGGACUUCUUAAUAAGAGCUAUGAACCUUCGUCAGCAAGUAAUAUUUGCAUCUCAAGCGGACGAUAGUGUUUUCAAGUAUGAAAAAUCACUGGUACAAUCUCUAUUCUUGCAUGUUGUUGAGACAGGGAUGCAGUCACAAUAAAUACGGGCUAAGUUACGUCCUUUCUUGGAAAAACCUGGAGUUACUGACGAGGAAUUAAUGGAACGAGUUAAUGUUGCUGUGUCGGCAGAAACGGAGCGACAAAACAAGAUGGCUGGAGUCAAGAAAGGUGCUCAAGUUAAUCAAGUGGUGACUAACCAGGAACCUGGUUGGGCAAGUCAAAACUACAGUGAAGACCCUGCCAGUAAGAAAAAAAGCACAAAGUCGAAGAAGAAUUUGACAGCCGAAGAUAAAGACAAGUUGACUGCAACUCUGGAAUCGGUACAAACUGAUUUGGCAUCGUUAAAGGAAGCAUUCUACCGGUCACAACAAAGUCAGGGGGAAGCUGAUAAUGGACCAUCACACAGUCGUCAAAAGCAAAGGAAAGUUCAAUGUGAUUCAUGUAAACAGUCUGGUGGAACAGGUCUGUGACCAUUGCUUUAAGUGUAGAUCAAGUGAACAUUUUGCAAGAGGGUGUAAGAAGAAACGGGAAACGGCUACGCCCAAGGGACGGAGAGUAGCCCGUGAAACUGAUUUGUCCCAUUCUUGUACAUUUUGCAAAGUGAGUGAAACAGACACUCCAUUUAAACAGUGCAGUAAGUGUAAAUUUUUCAGAUACUGUUCCCAAGCCUGCCAAUGUAAACAUUGGAAUGAACAUAAAACAUUAUGUAAUGAAUUAUCAGACCUUCAUGAACAAAAGUUAAGAGAAAACUUUGUUGACGAUGGGGUCUAUGCAUGCCACUUAUCCCCUAGAGAGAAUGCAGUCAUUACACGGUUGGUGGGGAGGAAAUGUACUGUACAAUGUUCAUUGAAUGGGGUGAAGACAACUGCUCUCUGGGACACAGGGGCCCAAGUUUCAAUUGUUUCUAGUGCUUGGCUUCAGGAACAUUUGCCAAAGGCAAAAAUUCAGGGAAUGGAGGAACUUCCCGGGGUUAAUGAACUAGAGCUAAAAGCAGCAAAUGGAACUGCACUGCCAUAUUGUGGGUGGACAGAGAUUGACUUUUCACUUCUCGGGACAAAUAGUGACUAUGGGUUAAAAAUACCAUUUUAGUCAGCAAAGUUGUUCUCGAUUUACCGGUUGUGGGGUAUAAUGUAAUUGAAGAAAUUACUAGAAAAUCGGCUGUGAAAGUUAACCAGGACAAACACACAUCUUUUGUGGAUGUGCUAUGUUGUAGUUUAAUGGAUAUUGAACGUGCUGAAGUUGAGGCUCUAGUGGCAUUUUUACAAUCAGACUUGUGUAAUGUUAAAACUACUAAACGAGACAUAGUAAUUCAACCAGGUCAAUCGUUAAAGGUAGUUUGUCAUGUUGAUGUUGGCCCCUUGGAAAUGCGAGUACCAGUGUUAUUUGAGCCCAACCUAGAGUGUCCUUGGGUGGAUGGACUAGAAGUACCAGAAACACUCACAGUUGUGUCAAGAGGAGCUCGAGUCAGUAUUCAAGUUAACAAUCCAAGUAAUCGUGCUAUUGUAUUGAAAAGGAGAACUGUGUUAGGAACGCUUCAAAUGGUGAGAUCAAUAAACCCAAUGGAUGUUAUACAGUCUAAGAAUACUAAUAACAAUACAGAUGAGCCUCAAUGUAAUGGGACGGAAGUGGGUGUCAGUGUCGACAGCAUCGGUUCUAAAGAAAAACUAAUGGGAAAUCGAAACUCCGAUGGUCUACCUGAAGUGAAUCUUGAGGGACAGACAAACAAACAGAAAUGGAAAGUACAACAGAUGUUGAAAGAAGAAGCAGAUUCAUUUUCAAGAGAAGGCGAAAUUGGCGAUGCUAAAGGUCUACAAAUGAAUAUUCAUCUUACAGAUUCAGUUCCAGUACAGAAGAAUUACACAGCUAUUCCACGACCUCUGUAUCCAGAGGUUAAACAGUAUGUUGAGGAUUUACUGAAUAAGGGGUAUGUUCAAAAAUCACGUUCAUCGUAUUCAUCGCCAGUGGUCUGUGUCAUAAAAAAAGAUGGGAACCUUCGGCUAUGCGUGGAUUACAGACAACUAAAUAAGAAGACAGUACCUGAUAGACAUCCAUUACCAAGAGUGCAAGCGACGCUCGAAAGCCUUGAUGGUAACAAAUGGUUCACAGUGUUAGAUCAGGGGAAGGCCUAUCAUCAAGGUUAUAUAGAUCCUGAAAGUCGACACAAAACUGCUUUUAUCACCCCGUGGGGUUUAUUCGAGUGGGUUCGCAUACCGUUUGGGCUUACAAAUGCACCCGGAGAAUUUCAAAGGUUUAUGGAACACUGCCUAGAGGGUCUUAAAGAGGACAUUUGCAUCCCAUAUUUAGAUGACAUUAUUAUAUUUAGUAAAACAUUUGAUGAACACGUUGAGCAUGUCCGUUUGGUUAUACAACGAUUACGUGCCAAUGGAAUUAAGUUAAAACCAGAAAAGUGUAAUUUCUUUCAAAGGGAAGUUAACUAUUUGGGACAGAUUGUGUCAGCAGAGGGGUACAGACUCGACCCAGGAAAGACUGAAACAGUAAGAGCAUUAAAGGACUCAGAACCGAAAACAAUUGGCGAAUUACGGAAACGUCUGGGACUUCUCGGCUACUAUCGGAGAUAUAUUAAGGACUUUGCACGAAUCGCAAGACCACUAUUCGAUUUUUUACAAGCUCCACCUGAUGUGAAUUCUAACUCGAGUAAUGUGAAAAACAGUGUACCAUCAUCACAACCAAUUCAGUGGCAAAGCCGACACCAGAAUGCUCUCAGUGAACUUCUUGAUUGUCUCAUAAGCCCACCUAUCCUGGGUUACCUAGAUUAUAAUCAACCGUUUGAGUUACAUACAGAUGCAUCACUUCGGGGACUUGGAGCUGUGUUGUAUCAAAUGCAAGAGGGAAAGAUGCGAGUAAUCGAGUAUGGUUCGAGAUCCCUAAACCCUGCAGAAAGAAGGUACCAUGCUGGAAAGUUAGAAUUCUUAGCCUUAAAGUGGGCUGUCUGCGAACACUUUCGAGACAUUUUAUACUAUGCCCCGAACUUUACGAUCUAUACAGAUAAUAAUCCAUUAACAUACAUACUGCCAGCAGCUAAAUUAAAUGCAACGGGUCAUCGUUGGGCGUCCGAACUCGUGGAUUUCACAUUCGACAUAAAGUACCGCCCGGGGCGUAAUAACCAAGAUGCAGAUGCUUUGUCAAGGAUGCCUGUAGACUUGGCAAAUUACCGAGAAAUGUGCACGGAGGAGGUACCUAGUGAAAACAUCAAGGCUGUAAUUACGGGUAUUACCGCACAGCAAUAUGGAAACGCUACAUGGGUUACAGCUCUAACACUCGACGAAGAUCUCCCAGAUAUUGAUAACGAUUUUCUAACUAACGAUGGGUGUAGAUUGUGCAUCGGUAAUUAUGUAAUUCUCAAGGCACAAAAAGAAGAUCUGUCGAUCGGUAAGGUACGAUCAUUCAAGCUCGAGGGGCGCCGCCCAUCCAUUCAGGAUGCGAAAAAUGAACUACCCAAUACCAAGACCCUGUUGCGGCAAUGGCAUAAACUUAAGAUUGGAAAGGACGGAUUACUACACGAAAGCGGUCCAUACACACAACUCGUUUUGCCAAGAAAAUUUCUCCCUUCGGUUUACAAAGAACUGCAUCAGGAUAUGGGACAUUUAGGAGCGGAGAGAGUGGUACAAUUAGCGAGAGAAAGAUUCUAUUGGCCUAAUAUGGAACGCGAAAUAACACAUUUUGUUACUAAUGUUUGCGGUUGUCUCAAACAACGUAGACCCGCUCGACCAACAUGUGCACCACUAUGUAGUAUAACAACGUGUUCUCCGUUCGAAUUGAUAUCAAUCGAUUACAUACAUCUCGAGAAAAGUUCUGGCGGAUAUGAAUACAUAUUGGUUAUCGUCGACCAUUUCACUCGAUUUGCACAUGCUUAUCUGACUAGAAAUAAAUCGAGUACAACCGCAGCAGAGUAGCCUGCGUAGCAGGUGGUAGAAGCUAGAAAUACCGCCUGCCCAAAAACUACACAUUCUGAGUUCCGCCCACCGCAUGGUCCCGCCCAUCUUACAGUAAUGUAUUUAUUUUAAUUAUUUGUCAAACUCACGUAUUUACACCAGUGCAAAUAUACGACUUUGACGUUUCAUAUCUUCGGUUCAUUCAAUGCUAUUAAGACAAAAAUACCACGUUCGAUUCAGUGUAACAAUAUGUCCUCAUUCAUAGCGAUAGUUUUAGUCGAUGUCAACAUUAUAGCGAUUUAUGAGCUUUGAAAGUCAAGCGAGUUCGUGUAUUAUCAAAUUACGCAAUUGUCAACAAAAAUAGACUAGCCAUACCUUUCGCCGAACACAACUUCGGCCCCUUCAGACGUAACUUUGUAAUAGGCUUGUUCCAAUCGCUAUCAAAAACACGACUUAGAGUGUCAUUUACGAGCCUGUAUCUUCAAAUCUGCACUUUUAUCACGGUAUCACAUCUUCAAGCAACAAAUGUUGGAUUGAUAUUCGUUGUUCAUUCUUCAAGACGAAGCGAUUUCCGAUUCCAGAUAAAGAUUAAAGAAUUCAACGCUUAAUUCUCAAUUAAUACAUUCGUUAUUUUUUGGUUAGUGUAUGCCAUCACUCGAUAUAUCGGUAUCAAUUACGAAAAUAACAAUAGUUUAUAUUAUAAAUACGACAGUAACUUCUAAAAUUAGCACUAAUUAUUCUAAUUCUGUACUCCUGUCAAUCAAAAAUUCAAAAUCAACAUUCUGACCAAUCAGAUACUGCCUGCUACGCAGGCUACCAAUCAGAAUGCUCCGGCACCCAGCUGCCGGGGAGAACUCAGAAUGUGUAGUUUUUGGGCAGGCGGUAUUUCAAGCUUCCCAUUCUCUCGUGCCCGCGAAUACCGCCUGCUACGCAGGCUAUAUCACACAAUACGGACGUCUCACGUUUUUCCACGCCAAGACAAUUUUCCAAUUCAAAAACUACUCAAAUAGUGCUAAAAACUCAAGGGAAUGUUUUGAUAACUAGAGUUGAACGAGGAAUCUCUCUCGCCUGCAUAUGGGGACUACGUUUGAAAUGUUAGCUCUCGUGAAACUCUUGUUCUCGUUUGACCUUGAUGAUGUUGUUGAGAAGUUGAGAGAACUCCUUGUCUACUUUUGAUUUGCAAAAAACUAUAUAUAUUGCGGCCUUGACCUGUGACCUGAAGAAUGAGCAAACUGUCCACUGGCUGAUAUAAACUUAGUGAGAUCUGCACUGCAAACACUGUGAAAUAGUUUUCUGUACUUGCAUAAUAUUGUAUCUCUCAUAUUGCAGACGAAGUUUGUCCAAUGUCCUGAAGGUGAACUUCAGAAGAGAAAAGAAGUUGUCCAUACUGUAACACUCCAUGAAAUUGACGUCAUAAACAGUAGAACCCAGGGAUUCCUUGCGCUCUUUUCAGGUACACCCUUAAUGUGGCUUUGCGAUUCCCGUCGAGCACUCUAAAGGCCCAUUUACACGGUACGAUUAGUUGUAUACGAUUCUUACUCUGACGUAUGUGAUCGAAUAAACACGCGUACAAACGUCACAUUUCAAAUUUCGCCAUCAGCGAAUGAGCAAUAACGUGGCAUUAGCACUCGUUUUCAUUCGUCAGAAUGACAAUCGUAUACAACUAAUCGUAUCGUGUAAAUGGGCCUUAACCAACUGAGCCACAGAGUCCAGUUGUCGAGCUCGAACCACAGGGAUUUAUAUUUAUUUAACCAGCAUUGCAAAUAUAUUUCCUUUUGAUAUUUAAUUUCCUUUUGUUCGUCCUGUACCAUAGCAGUCCAAAAAUGCGUAGUAUAUUUGUAUAUUUUAUAUAAUCUCAUAGCUUGGAAAAGUUUUGAAAGCUCGCGCGGGAGAAUCUCACGCUCGCGCAUGCAUAUACGAGUCUAUACUUUGUUUAUUAUUAUGACAAGGUGGGUCAUCAUCUGUCUAUAGGCCUACUAUCCUGGCUCGUCGUUAGUUGAUUAUAACAAUGAAAGACAAUAAAACUAUAGAUUGUCGUCUUUCUAAAGAACGAGUCACGAACAAUGAUAAUUUUUGUUUCUGAAAGCCAAUCACAAAACAUGAUCAUUUUAGGUUGGUCUUUACCCAAGAAGGUUGGCAAGAUUUUUAACGGAAAGUUAUUUCAACGUCUACUAAAAUAUGAAUAUUUCGCAAAUUACAAGCAAAAACAAUAAAAAACCUACAUCAUUUCAAAAGUCCAUGUGAAAGAUUUUGACAUGCGAGCUUUCAAAACUUUUCUCCAAGCUAUGAGACUACAUAAAAGAUCCAUUCAAAUAGCACGUAUUUUUGGGCUGCCUAUACAGGACUUACAUUAUAACAUUACUAGGAAUGGGAUUUUUUUUAAAAUGUGAAUUGUUAGGCAACUAGCACAAAUACUGUUUAUAUUUUUGUGUUGUUAUUAAUAUCGUAGCAAUCAUGCAGGUACUGUUUCAAGAAACUUUGCCUUACUUCUUCAGUUAUAUUCAUGUAAGACUACGUUGUUGCUCUUUGGAUAUCUAGAUAGUUGGUUGUAGACUGCGUAGUUUCUCUGAAUGGCAAUAAAGAAAUACCGAAUGGUUUUCCGUGCAGGAUUGCGUGAUCCAUGCAUGCUCGCGGGAUGUUUCGAGACUUUCGGAAGGCAUUUUUCACUUUCCUAAAGUCGAGAAACAUCCCAAGUGCAUGGAUCACGCUAUCCUGCAAGAAAAAAAUCAUUCGGUAAUUGUUUUAUAAAAUAACUACAGUGAAACAAUGGUCAAGUUAAUUCAUUCUCUGUAGUUAUUGUAAACCUUUGUUCACUGUUUUGGUGAACUUGCCGUUCGUUAAUAUACUGUUAUUGUUUAUUUCACACAUUGAAAUGUUUUCUAUUAGUUUUAUAUUAUUCUGACACUGCAAUAGACCAACGAAAAAUUAGUCGGAUCGAGCGAGGUUUGAACUCGCAUCUUCGGGUAUCUAGACCCCCGCUCUACCCAUUGAGCUAUCGAGUCAACGGGGAUCAACCUUGUACCCAGGGUCUUUCCCUUUGGGGAGCAAAGACCCUGGUAGGCGCUGGUCACGUGAUCUGCUAAAAUCUAGCAGAUUUUUAAUUAACAAUCCAAGAUCUGGUCAAUAAACAUUUUAUAUUUGGAUUAUUUUGAUAGUUUUUAAACUAUAAAAAAAAUAAAAUUAUAAAUUAAAAUUUAUAAUUUGCAUUUUGUAUGAUUGUUGUGAAGAAAACCAAGAUAGUUAAUUAAAAAUCUGCUAGAUUUUAGCAGAUCACGUGACCAGCGUCUACCAGGGUCUUUGCUCCCCAAGAGACCCUGGGUACGAGGUUGAACGGGGAUUGGUAGCGAGUCUUAUCCAAUUUAAGUGCACGAAAUAUUUAAAUUGUCCGUGCAGGAUCGUCUCAGUCUCAAUAUUGUAGUUAUUAUAUAAUUCAUUUUCCUUGUUGUAGGCGACACUGGUGAGAUAAAAGGAGAGGUUCGAGAACAGAUCAAUGCUAAGGUUGCUGAGUGGAGGGAGGAAGGAAAGGCUGAGAUAGUACCUGGGGUAUGCUUGAUAUUUGUACAGCUUAUACCGUAAACUCUCUAUUAUAUAACCCCGCGGGAGAAUGUUGGAGUCGAUUGUGGUUUACAAUAUAUGCAAUUCCCUCCUUUUCUAGCUCAUAGUUUCAGGUUACUAAAUGAAUACCUUUCGGAACCCUGUACUUUAUGUGGGGGGAAAUGUGGGGAUUCGGUGGCGAAGUGGUUAGCGCACUUGCCUUUCACCUCUAAGGCCGCAGGUUCGAAUCUCAAUGAGAACUUCUCAAUGUGACUCGAACCCAGUCCUCAUGUGAAAAGAGUAAAAGUCAACGCUCUGCCGAAAGUCGUGGGUUUUCUCCGGGUACUCCGUGUUUCCUCCCACAGGGAAAGUUGACAGGGUGGGUUAGGCACAUAGGUCUGGAGGCAGAUCAUUAAUGAGGUACGGACUAAUAGCGACUGCUCAAGCGGCAUUUGUAAGCUCAAAGUCUACCUCGGUCUGCUUCUAUCUAUCUAUUCAUAAUGUCCGGUUCUAUCUAUCUAUUCAUAAUGUAACCAGUCACUGAAAAGCCCUAUAGGGAGUGUGCUGUGAAAUAUCUGUAUCUCUGUAUGUGUUUCACUUUAAAAGUUAAGUACACCUUGAGUCUUAAAUUUGUACAUACGAGUAAGGUACGAGUAAGGUACGACUGUACGAUAUUGAGUACCAGUAAGGUACAAUACGACUAAAAAUCUUGACUUAUCGCACCCUGCAAAAUGAUAACCAGGCAGAACUUUCUCCGAACUGCUUGUGCUGCAGAGUUCCCUGCAUCUCCGUUAGAACCUCUUUUUAUAUUUGUUUUUUAUGUCUUGUCAGGUAUUGUUUGUUGAUGAAGUGCACAUGUUGGAUAUAGAAUGCUUCUCAUUUCUUAAUCGUGCUUUGGAAAGUGAUAUGUCUCCGAUCCUUAUCAUGGCUACUAACAGAGGAAUCACCAAGUAAGAUUAUAAACUCUGUUAUAAUAUAUACCCUUAUAAUAUACCCUUCUGAUCUGUUAUAACAUACUCUUCAAAUUCUACAAUCUACUGUAUUUUUAUAUUCGAUCUAUAAAUUAAAUGUAAACAACCAAUUUUGAAUGGUAAGGUUCAUCAGCCCCAUGCAGUCAAGUGAAGAUGAGAGUUGCAACUCUUCAACCCAAUCUCGUCGACUCUCGUGCACUUUAUCAACUCUCAUCAACUUUGAGCUGGUUCAAAUUUUCAUAAUAUCCAUGUUACCGUGUUAAUAAUAUACAUAAAGAUAUUACUCGACUGUGAUUGGUUGAUUUCAAUGCAGUUAAUCCCAAACAGCAGUGCAAUUUUCUGUAAUCACAGUGCAAGUUUCUGUAAUCACAGUGCAAGUUUCUGUAAUCACAGUGCAAGUUUCUGUAAUCACAGUGCAAAAAUCUGUAACAAACUGAUCUGAUUGAUGGAAAAACAUUGUGAUGAUUAAAUCAACCAAUCAGUUUAAAGCAAUUUAUUUGAAGAAGUAACGGUCACAGAUUGCUUCAAAACAAAACAAAUAUGGCGCCGCGCUACACAAAGUUAAAGUUGCCUUCGCGUGGAAAAUAUGGCUUUUAUCUUUAUUUUUAAAUGGAAAAGCAUUUACCUUAAACAAGACUAACAAAAUUACGUAGUUGAGUGGAAUUUUCAAGCUGUUAGCGUUGUAUAAUGUGAUAUAACAAAGCCAGGAAAACUUUGCCAGUGGAAUGUUCGCUAUAAACUCGUAAGUUAAAACUACAAUUGUCUCGAACAUUUUUAUGUAAAUUAUUAAUAAGUAAUAGCAUGGUUUCUCGUGAAAUUUGGAUAAACAUGCACUCGUGAGUUUUUCAAAGACCUCAAAUAGCACUCGUCCUUCGGACUCGUGCUAUUUUGAGGUCUUUGAAAAACUCACUCGUGCAUGUUAUAUCCAAAUUGCACUCGAAACCAUGCUAUUAAUUACCUAUACUAAUAUCCAUGCAGUUCUCAUGCAGCUCCCCUGUUUUUGAGACACAAGAGUUGAGAAACACUCAUGUUAACUUUCGCUUACCCAUACACUCUCAUGCAACUGCUUUUCUCGUUUCAUCGGGAAUAAGAGUUGAUACUCUCAUGCAACUCGGUAGAAAUUUUCUCGAGUGAAUACGUUCAAGCCGUACCCAGAAAAUUCUCCCUGCCGUGGCUGGAUUUCGAAGGUCGUGACUGUAGAGUUUUUUAAAGUGUACUAACUGUUGGAGCCACCAUAUCUUAUGUACACUAGAUGGUGCAUCUAAUUAUUUUGCAAUUCAAAAAUUGAAGCCGUGAUUGCAGACUCAGGAUAUUCCCAUGAAAUGAGAUGAUUCGUAUAUUUUCUAUUUCUUAAACAGGGAACUUAAACAUUAAGUUAAACCUAUUCCAAAUACAUUUUCAAACUAUUCAAAUGAUGAAAGUUAUUGUUAUUUUAUAAGCGUUUAUUAGCGAGUGGAAAACUCCAACAUGGCCGCCAUCUAUUCAAAUGGGGGUAACCGCUGGAAUAUUCUUGGCUUCAAUUUUACUAAAAGAGAUGCGCUAUCUAGUUUAUAUAAGAUAUCUAUGGGAGCCACAUUGAUAUUGUCAAUGAGUACAUUUUUUUACUCUGCAGAAUCCGUGGUACAAACUACAACAGUCCUCAUGGCAUUCCACUUGAUCUUCUUGAUCGAUUACUCAUUAUAACAACCACGCCUUAUGAAGAGAAAGAACUGAAACAGAUUUUAGCAAUAAGGUAACUUGUCUAUGACAAAAAUAUUUGGUAUAUAAAAUAGUGGGGUUUUUUUUAUUUUUCCGCCACUAAAAUACGACUGAAAACAUUAUCGCUGGCUGUUGUAAUUAAUUAAUGCUGAUUUUGCUAAGUAAUACGGCCCUGCAGCACAAUCUUUUAUAUGUUAAAGGACAUUGGCAAGCAGUUAUUUCGAAGCUCUUUCAAAUGAACUAAAUUUUUACUGCCCAUGUCCCAACUAAAUUUUUACUGCCCAUGCAACAAAACAUCGACGCUUUGAAAUAUGAAAGCUAUUUCACUCGUGAGAUGUCCUGUUCAACACUCGGAAGAAAUUGUAUUAUCAUUCACUUUAUAGUAUUCUCAAUUUUGAUUGGUUAAUUUACCUGCAAAUAACUGCGUGCAAAUAAUAGUCUGAGCAUGCGCAUUUGUUAAAAACGUUGCUCAGCUACAAAUAAUAGUCUGAGCAUGCGCAUUGCCUUCAAUUUUUGUAAACAAUAGCGGCUCGCUUUGCUAGCUUUCGGAAAAUGAGUUGUCUUGCUUACUUGAAGAAAAAAACGCGGAAAAUAAAAAAGCGACUAAAACCGCUGUCACCGUCUUUCGCCAGCAUUUAGAAGCAAGAUAAAUCAACGAAGACGAUCUAGUUGGCUCAAAAGACGGCGAACGUAUAUUAAACGAAAGAUAAAAUGAAGCUUUAUGAGUGAAUGAUAAAACAAUUAUUGAACUCGCUUCUCGCAAAAUAUCGUGAUUUGUCGGUGGCGAGCAGAUCAAUUAUUUGCCGAUGCAUCACGAUAUUUUGCUCAACCUCGUCCAAUAAUUGAUAAUUAUCUCGUAUAGUUAGCUGGUGGUGCACGAAAACUCGGUUCUGGCCGGAACUCUCAUUUUUUUAGGUUCUGGUUCCGGCCAGAACUGAUAAGAAAAGCAUGGCCGCGAACCGGCACUUUGUCUUCUCUAGGAAAAAGAAUACAAAGUUCAUUUACUGAUGAACAUCGAGCAGAUAUUUGAAAGGUCACAUUACUGAUAAUGAUAACAUUUGUAUUAUAUGACUUUGGACAGUACUAUACCAUGAUAGUCAACAAACUAGCACAUACAUACAGUAAUGAUAAACGGUUAAUCAAAUAAACUCAAUUCCGGCCAGAUUUUUUCUCCAUCCUGUUCCGGUCGGAACUUAAAUCAUUGAUUUUAGUGCAUCCUAAAUAGUCAUGUAAAGAAUGACUGUUUAGGUUGUAGAAAAAGUUGUAAGAAUUAGGAAUAGUUCAAGGAUAAGAAAUCCCUGUCAUGCAGGCUGAAUAAGAAAGUGCUGUCAGAAAUCGCUGUUAGCGACAGUUUAAAUUUACUUCUUAUUAAUCGUGAUCCAUGCUUUUGUAACCAGUAUAUGUGAUUAUGUAGAUGUGAAGAGGAGGAUGUGGAGAUGUCAGAAGACGCCAUGGGAGUAUUAACUAAGAUUGGACAAGAGACGUCUUUGAGAUACGCCAUACAACUUAUUACUGCUGCCAGUCUGGUCUGUAGAAAAAGAAAGGUAAUAUAUUCAAGAUAAACAGCAGCAGUAUGUACCUACCUCCUCCACAGGCGUUCUUAGAAAUGGGGCAAAGGUGGGGAAACGCCCUGUCACACUAUUGCGUAUGAAAGAAACGUAUGAGACGCGUAUGAAAAUUAAUGAAAUAAUUUUCAUACGGUAACGCACAAAAAUCCUUUGAAAUGCCGGCGUAUGAGUACCGUACAUCUGGCGUACCUCUAGCCAGGCUCUAGCGUAUUCAGCGUGCGCCUAGAGUAUGCUUAUCGUAUAAACCAUACGUCCGAAUACGCACAAAAUUUUUAAGCAAAAUUUUCUGCCUCGCCGUAUGCCAGCGUAUGCUACCGUAUGCGACCGUGCUUAAAACGUAUACAACCUAUGCCUAAAAUACCCCUAGCGUAUGUCAGCGUUUUCCAGCGUAUGAGUGAUAUUUUUCAUACGCUGGCAUGCGCUAGUACGAUACGCAAUAGUGUGACAGGGCCUUUUUUCAUAGUAUAAGUCGGAAACGACUUAGAUGUUCAAUUAUUCAUGGUGUAAGUCACCGUUUGUAUUUUAAAUAUUCAAUUUUUGUAUCUCAGGGCACAGAAGUCCAGAUAGAUGACAUCAAACGUGUGUACUCAUUAUUCCUCGACGAAUGUCGCUCAUCUCAGUUUCUUAAAGAAUAUCAACAAGAGUUUAUGUUUAGUGAGGAAACACCAGCACCACAAGAACAAACUACGACUGACUCGAUGGAGACUGAUACAACUAGUUAAAUCUCAACGUUAACGCUAGUUCUCAACUAUAUCGUCAUUAGACCUUACCGUAUUUUCAUCUUCAACUUUUAAGCAUGAUUGCCAUUUGUCCCGGCUCGUGCAACCAAGUUAACAGACAAUUCGAGCUUUUAAUUUAUGCGCGCAGGGAGUGACGGUUAGUAAGGUAUCAUAUUGCUGAUUAUGCUGAAAAGAUUCAAUAAAAACUGCCGAAACAACCGAGAUAUUUCAAUAUUUACAAGUAUAAGCUAUCACUCAGUGUUUACACGGCCGCCAUUUUUAUUUUUUCAGCAUAAUCAGCAAUAUGAUACCUUACUUCCAAUCCCUCCCUGCACGCAUCAAUUAAAAGCUGGAAUUGCCUAUUUGAAUCUGUCUUCGACUCUUCGUUGUUGUCAUUUGCAUAAAGGUGUAGUUAACAAAGUAGUUAACUGUAACUGCAAAGGAUGUAGUUAGUAUACAGAAAUGAACGGGUAGUUAAAGAGUAGUUAGAAAGAGUUUUGGGCCCCGUUUACGUGAGACCGGGACGAAGUCAAAGCGGGAUAAUGUCAUUAUUUGUAAUAGUACCAUGAUCGCGACAGUCACGACCAAAAUCGUGAAACUAUAAAACAUUUAACGUCUAAUGACAUACUUGUUCAAAGUUUAAGAUUAUACAAAUAAUGAAUGUUUAUGAGUGCAAUGGUAAGAAUAUUUUCAUGAGGUGAAAGAUGGAAUGUUCCAUUGUUUUAUAUAAUACCAAAAGUCCAGAACAGACUAAUAGAUUCAUAUGAGAAGCAUUUUGAGGGAUGCGAUUUAUCGAAAACACAAAGAGUGCAAUUGUACUAUACGUUUUAUUCCAUUGCACUCGCGGAGAGUACAAUGGAACGCGUUCCAUUGCACUCUUGGGAAAUGGAAUUUUCUAUUCAAUAUCGCGUGAUCAUAAACAGCCAAUUAAACGAUUAGAAUUUAAUAAGGUAUUAUAUAAAUUUCAAUAUCCAUCUGUUUUAAUCCCGUUACAGACGAGCAAGUUUUCUAAGUAAAGUUUGUAUUUGCUCGUCUGUAUACUCAACUUUAGCAAAUGUUUCAAAGUGCUGACAAAUUAUGACGUAUGCCAUGGCUCUUAUUUGCAUAGGCUUUAUGGCGUAAGCAAGAGCAAAGAGCGUACGUAUCAAGUCCUCUAGAUCUUUAUAGAGUUCACUGGAGUGUUGCCAUUUUGUUUACCAUUCUCCAGGCCCUCUAGCAAUAGACCGUGCUUACGUCACGCAUUUUUUAAUACAGAGGACUUCUGGAAUGGCACUGUGAAUUGUGGGAUACUUUUGGGUCAAUAAUUCAUUGUUUGAAAAUUUCGUGACGUAAGCACUUCUUAGGUCCAUUGCAGUGGUCCAUUGUGACCUUCGCAUUAAUUUAUUAAGAUAUAUUAAACAG